Nicotiana attenuata is the source of this 1515-nucleotide messenger RNA. RefSeq lists its product as uncharacterized. The record is from RefSeq and is a predicted model, not a curated record. Bases 1 to 1515 code for a protein of 504 amino acids. Lineage: Eukaryota; Viridiplantae; Streptophyta; Magnoliopsida; Solanales; Solanaceae. The transcript is spliced from 5 exons.
AUGGCUUGCUUUCUGGUUAAUCGCAUGUCGUCUACUGUGCUUGGUGGUAAUGUGCCUUACAGUGUCCUUUUUCCAAACAAGGAAUUAUUUUCGGUGGAACCUAAGGUAUUUGGAAGCACGUGUUAUGUUCGAGAUGUUCGACCAUCUGUUACCAAGUUAGAUCCCAAGGCAUUGAAGUGUGUUUUCCUUGGCUAUUCUCGCCUUCAAAAGGGGUAUCGAUGUUAUUCUACUGAACUUGGCAAAUAUUUGGUGUCAACUGAUGUGUCAGGGAAGGAAGAUGAGUGGUUAGUAUAUCAGGUUACUCGUACUUUGACAGAACAACGAGAUGAUGUUCCUCCAUCUCCUAGUUCUAUCGAGCACCAAUCCACUAUUCUGCCUUCAGCACUUGCUCCAACUGUGUUAGGAAGACCGCCAAUUGCUCAAGUUUACUCACGGAGGCAACAGACGAAUGAUACAUGUUCUGCACCAGUUCCUUCGUCAUUAGUUCCUUCAUCAUCAUAUUUGCCUCCACCUGACCCUCCAGAAAACCUUGACCUUCCAAUUGCUCUUCGCAAAGGCUCUGUUUCUAUACCCAAAACGGUGAAGGAGGCUUUGAAUCAUCAUAGAUGGUCUGAAGCAAUGCUCGAGGAAAUACAUGCCUUAGAGAAAAACCACGCUUGGGAUUUAGUGGAUUUACCUAGUGGAAAAAAAGCAAUGGGAUGCAAUUCAAGAAUUUGGGCUGAAAAGAGCAAAUGUGGUCAUUCUGUCUACUACAAGCAAUCAACAGCUAGAUCUAUUCUCCUUGUUGUAUAUGUGGAUGACAUUGUUAUCACAGGGAGUGAUUAUGUAGUAAUCUCUUCUCUCAAGUCUUUCUUGCAUACUAAGUUUCAUACAAAAGACUUGGGACAACUGAAAUACUUCUUGGGAGUAGAAAUAACUAGAAGCAAGAAGGGAAUUUUUCUAUCUCACAGAAAGUAUAUUCUUGACUUACUAGCAGAAACUAGUAAGCUGCCUGGCAAGGCUUGCAUUACUCCAAUGGUUCCUAAUUUGCAACUUAUGAAAGAUGAAGGUGAUCCAUUUAAUGAUCCAGAUAGAUACAGGAGGUUAGUUGGAAGAUUAAAUUAUCUCACUGUGACUCGUGCAGAUAUUACUUUUGCAGUGAUUAUGGUUAGCCAGUUCAUGUCCGCGUCCACAGUUAAACAAUGGGAGGCUUUGGAGCAGAUCCUAUGUUACUUAAAAAGAGUUCCUGGACUUGGCAUAUUAUACAGCAAUCACGGUCAUUCUCGCAUUGAUUGUUUUGUAGAUGCAGACUGGGCUGGAUACGAGAUUGAUAGAAGAUCUACUACUGGUUACUGUGUAUUUGUUGGUGGAAACUUGGUAUCAUGGAGAAGGACAGGAGCGGAUAUCAACAGCCCAAGGUCAGUGAGAAUCCUUAUCAAUCAAGAAAUUUCAGCCACAACCAUGCGCAAGGCACGGUAUUCUGCCUCAGCAGAAGAUAAUGAAAUGGUGGCUGCUUUUUACUCUUCCAAGAUAUAG